Molecule: messenger RNA, 3252 nt
Organism: Leishmania braziliensis MHOM/BR/75/M2904
Lineage: Eukaryota; Euglenozoa; Kinetoplastea; Trypanosomatida; Trypanosomatidae
Exons: 1
Coding region: 1-3252 (1083 amino acids)
Source: RefSeq, a predicted model, not a curated record
AUGUGGGGUGGGCUGGAGUUUUUUGUUUCCAUUGAAGUGCUCGUGUCCUUCUCUAUCCCUCCUUCCCUGUGCCGCGAUGGCGCGACAUCGGUGACGUCAGCGUCUGGCGAUAAGGCGCUGGCGGUCAAGCGAGCUGGCAACCCGACGGUGCGGCGGCUGCACUUCACGCGAGAACGGCGACUCACCUCUGUCUUUGCUUUCCCCAAUGCGACCUUGUUCUUGCAGGUGCUCUUUUCCUCUGGCAACAAAGUGCACCUCAUUACUCCAUGGGACAAGGAGGACACAACGACAAUUCUCAAGUCCUUUGGCUGGGUGAGCUUCCUCGCCGAUGCCAGGCAUGUGUCGGUGGUCCCAGGCUCUUCGCAGUUCGGCUUCAGCAGCCUUGGCGUGGACCCUGCAGACUACACCCGUGUCGUCCUCGUCGUCGAUGACGCGUCGCGCUGGAGCAGCGCAACGACACUGCAACUCAUUGAAGUGCGUCACACGAGUGAGGGACAGGACGUGGCUGAUUCUAUGGAGCUGUUGUACGCUCUCUCGCGCUGCAUUCUCUUCUCUGAGUGGUACCUGCGCUACCCUUCCUCGUGUAUUAGCAGCUGCACAGCGCUCAGCAACACCACCGUCUUUGCCUUCUGCCGCUUCUUCCUCAACGGCCCUAGGCCGGAUGUGGAGUUGAUGCAGCUAAUCUGCUACCACGGCGGUCGCAUUGUGCGCUCCGCGACAGAGGCUACCCACGUCCUCAUUCUCCCACCACCACCGUCCGAACACGGUACGUCUUCAAGCGCGUCUUCCUCUUCAACUGCGUCGUCCUCCACUUCUGCUUCGGUCGACGACAGUGGCAGCGAGGGCGAGAGGUCAGACUCUCUGGUCGAUAGCACGGACGCGGACACCAGCGACGAGGAAUGCGGAAACGAUACGUCUGUGCCACCUCAGAAAAGUGGAGAACGGCCUGUCGGCGAUAGCGGUGCGCGUCGUGGAUCUCUUGAUGCGCCAGUGUCGGACACAGGCGCUACAGCUUCUCUGCCUGCGCCGCGACCCUCUGCAGCGUCGCCGCAGCGACCCGUAGCUGGAUGCAGCUCCGAGGCUCUUGUUGCUGCAACUCAGUUGUCCUCAGUGGCAUCGUUGCCUGCCACAAACGUUCCUUCCCAGACUGUAAUGGUGACACCGUCGUGGGUGUAUCGGUGUGUUCGAGGGCUGCGGCUGGUCCCCAUCGAAUGUGAGCAGGCAACUGCUGCGCCGGGCGCUGGCGAAGAGGAGGAGGAGGGACAAGGGAAGCUAGAGGGCGGCAGCAAGACAGAGGUGGUACGGACGACGGGUGCGCUUCUUUGUGCGCUUCUGCCCCCCGCUGAUGCUAGGCCGCUGCUUUGGACAACACUUCAUUCCAUUGCCUCUCAGCAUGGCUAUGACACAGCUGCGCUUGUGCUGGGCACUGCAGCAGCUGUGCCCCUCAAGACUGUGACGGCUGCAUGUGUCUUGGAAGCCUUGACGAGCCGCGUGUACAGCGACGUCGUUGAGGUACGAUUGCAGCCACUGCCGGUGGCAGGCAAGUCGACCGAUGCGUCCUCGAUAUCGUCCCGCUCACGUGGCGUGCCUGUCACGCGGCGCACGUUGGAUUCGCUGAGACUCUCUACCGGUUCUUCAGAGUUGGGUCGCAUCGCACUGCACCGCUUUGAGCGGCGGCGCGACAAGGAGGCCGUCUUUUCGCAUUUGCAGCUCGUUGCCUCACAGUUCCUCUACUCCUUCGACUACGUGCAGCGGCAACGGUCGCAGGCGCUGCACUGCUACGCAGGCACUCAGACCAGCGGCAUGCGACACGCCUCCAUGGGCACUAUGACCGAGGCGCAGCCGCCGCCGGCCUCAUCACUGCUGGCUGCAGACAAGCAGCUGGUGGAGUCAAAAGAGGCCGCUGCCGUGGUUACGAGCGAUACCCGGCUCGAAGAGCGGGAGUCAGCCUCCUUGUCGGCGAUGACGGUGGCGGCAAAGGCUGCAGAGUCGUCCACAGGUGACGCGGCCGGCGCUGUGGGUGAGGGUGAGUGGCGCCAUCAUUUGAGGAACGUCGAGGGGAAGCUGCUCAUAUCGCACAUACACGCAAAUCAGAUGCGUGACGAGGAGGCGGAGAAGCGGUCCAGGGAUGGCGGCCGACAUACUUACGGCGCCGACGAUGCCGAGGACCCCACAAAGUCCGUUCGGGCACUCACGGCGCAGUUAAUUGAACACACAGAGAAGACCGAGGUGUCGACCAUCAUGAUAGAGGAGGAUUUUACGCUGGCUCCGCCGUGCUCACCGAAGAUUGUGACGGAGAGCUCCCGCGACGAAGCACCGCUUGCUCGCCCACCACUGGCACCGUCUCUAUUAAAGCCCCCCUCUUCGCUGCUGCCGCUGCCGCCCAUGGCGAAGCUGAUCAACGACGGACGUGGCAAGGCGGACGCCUCGCUCACAGAAUUCACCGCGUGCUUUAUCCCGACCUCGGUCCUGACGACGGAGCAGCAGUAUGACUUUUACGUCUUCUUGUGCUCGCUCCCACUCUUCGACACAGCGGAGCUCGGCAACAGCGUCGUUCGUGUCGCAGACGGCGUGCGGUGCCAGUUUGCUAACCACAAAGGUGCGAAUGAUUUUCUGCGCAUCGAGUUCAUUGAAUUUCUUUCCCUGCGCCUUCCCAUUUUCCCCGCCACGGAGGACUCGCUGGAUGUGGAGGAUCUGCAGAAGACGAUUAUGGAUUUCCCUUUUCUUCAUCUGCCAACUACGCCGGAGGUAUCGCAUGAGGAGGCGAAGUCACUAUGGACGGCACCUGUGCAGCCUGAGGCUACAGCGUUCGCCUCAUCACCGGCAGCGCGUCUGCGAACCUCGUAUUCCAGUGAUAUGAGCAGGUAUCCGCGUCGCCGCGAGACACGUUCACUGUCUGCGGGCUCGAGGUCACCAGCAAAUCGUGGAAGCGACUCCUCUCGUGCAUCUCACGCGAGGCCGCAUAUUCCCCAGAGCGAUCCUCGCACCGACAGUCGGUGGAAGCGUGAUCGCGACGACGGCAACGAAAAGGAACCACCGCUGCCCGCCGAUCAUUACCGCCAGUGCGACCGGAACCGCGGUGACGUUCACCACGGGUCUUCCUCGCGCUGUGCAGAGUCCUCGUCCUCUUCUCAUCGCCACCAUCGCUGCUACGACCACGGUGACCGCCAUCUUUCUUCACGAGACGACCCGGAUCGCAACUUGCGUAGCAGCGAGCGUCAUCGAUUGCACAGUCGACGCGAGCGGCGGUAG